This is a messenger RNA of Jaculus jaculus (lesser Egyptian jerboa), 3677 nucleotides long. It is a transcript of the gene Slc44a2, whose product is annotated as solute carrier family 44 member 2. Gene Ontology annotation, molecular function: choline transmembrane transporter activity. Gene Ontology annotation, biological process: transmembrane transport; choline transport. The record is from RefSeq and is a predicted model, not a curated record. Lineage: Eukaryota; Metazoa; Chordata; Mammalia; Rodentia; Dipodidae. The transcript is spliced from 23 exons. Gene Ontology annotation, cellular component: membrane. The coding region runs from base 100 to 2229 and encodes 709 amino acids.
CCUGGACCGUUGGGGGCGGAGCAGUGAAGCCCGCGAAGCCUCCCGCCCGCUAGGGCCGGGGUCGCGCUGCACGGACCUCCCUCCCCGCGCGCUGCGGCCAUGGAGGACGAUCGGAAGGACGAAGCCUAUGGAACUCCCCAGAAGUAUGACCCGACCUUUAAAGGACCCAUUUACAACAGGGGUUGUACUGACGUCAUUUGCUGCGUGGCCCUCCUCCUGGCCAUUGUGGGCUACGUGGCUGUGGGCAUCAUAGCCUGGACCCACGGGGACCCGCGGAAGGUGAUCUACCCCACUGAUAGCCAGGGUGAAUUCUGCGGGCAGAAGGGCACAAAAAAUGCGAACAAACCCUUCCUGUUCUAUUUCAACAUUGUGAAGUGUGCCAGCCCCCUGGUCCUGUUGGAAUUCCAGUGUCCUACCCCUCAGAUCUGCGUGGAGAAGUGUCCAGACCGUUACCUCACCUUCCUGAAUGCUCGACACUCUCCCGACUUUGAGUACUAUAAGCAGUUCUGUGUUCCUGAGUUCAAGAACAAUAAAGGGGUGGCCGAGGUGCUGCGAGAUGGUGACUGCCCGGCUGUCAUCACCCCCAGUAAACCCUUGGCCCAGCGCUGCUUCCCCGCCAUCCAUGCCCAUAAAGGUGUCCUCAUGGUGGGCAACGAGACGACCUAUGAAGAUGGGCUUGGUGCACGGAAGAACAUCACGGACUUGGUGGAGGGCGCCAAGAAGGCCAAUGGAGUCCUAGAAGCUCGGCAGCUGGCCAUGCGCAUAUUUGAAGAUUACACUGUGUCUUGGUACUGGAUUGUCAUAGGUCUGGUCAUCGCCAUGGUCAUGAGUCUCCUUUUCAUCAUCUUGCUGCGGUUCCUGGCUGGCAUUAUGGUCUGGGUGAUGAUCGUCAUGGUGAUUUUGGUGCUGGGCUAUGGAAUAUUUCACUGCUAUAUGGAGUAUGCCCGACUGCGUGGUGAGGCGGGCUCUGAAGUCUCCCUGGUGGACCUUGGCUUCCAGACAGACCUCCGAGUGUACCUGCACUUACGCCAGACUUGGAUGGCCUUCAUGAUCAUUUUGAGUAUUGUGGAAGUGGUCAUCAUCUUGUUACUCAUCUUUCUCCGGAAAAGGAUCCUGAUCGCCAUUGCACUCAUCAAGGAAGCCAGCAGGGCUGUGGGAUACGUCAUGUGUUCCAUGUUGUACCCACUGGUCACCUUCUUGCUCUUAUGUCUUUGCAUCGCAUACUGGGCCAGCACUGCUGUCUUCCUGUCCACUUCUAAUGAAGCUGUCUAUAAGAUAUUUGAUGACACUGCCUGCCCACUCGCUGGGAAAACCUGUAACCCUGAGGACUUCCCCUCUACCAAUGAAUCCCGCUUGUGUCCCAAUGGCCGCUGCCGGUUUGCCUUCUAUGGGGGUGAGUCGGGCUAUCACCGUGCACUACUGGGCCUACAGAUCUUCAAUGCCUUCAUGUUCUUUUGGCUGGCCAACUUCGUGCUGGCACUGGGCCAGGUUACACUGGCUGGGGCCUUUGCCUCCUACUACUGGGCCCUGCGCAAGCCAGAUGACCUGCCUGCCUUCCCACUCUUUUCUGCUUUCGGCAGAGCACUCAGGUACCACACAGGCUCCUUGGCCUUUGGCGCCCUCAUUCUGGCCAUUGUGCAAAUCAUUAGAGUGAUGCUGGAAUAUUUGGAUCAGCGCCUAAAAGCUGCAGAGAACAAGUUUGCCAAAUUUCUCAUGACCUGCCUCAAGUGUUGCUUUUGGUGCCUGGAGAAGUUUAUCAAAUUCCUCAACAGGAAUGCCUAUAUCAUGAUCGCCAUCUAUGGUACCAACUUCUGCACCUCGGCCCGGAAUGCCUUCUUCUUACUAAUGAGAAACAUCAUCAGAGUGGCUGUCCUGGAUAAAGUUACUGACUUCCUUUUCCUGUUGGGCAAACUUCUGAUCGUCGGUAGUGUGGGGAUCCUGGCCUUUUUCUUCUUCACUCAUCGUAUCAGGAUAGUACAGGAUACGGCUCCACCCCUCAACUACUACUGGGUCCCUAUACUGACGGUGAUCAUCGGCUCGUAUCUGAUUGCACACGGCUUUUUCAGUGUCUAUGGCAUGUGUGUGGACACCCUUUUCCUCUGCUUCUGUGAGGACCUUGAGAGGAAUGACGGCUCUCAGGAGCGACCCUACUUCAUGUCGCCCGAGCUGAGAGACAUCCUUUUGAAGGGGAGUGCGGAGGAGGGCAAGCGGGAGGAAGUCGAAGAGUAGAGUGAGGGAGACUGGCAAGCAGGCCAGGGGUCUUCACUGGAGAACGGUGGAGGACCUGGAGAGGAAUGACGGCUCAGCUGAGAGGCCUUACUUCAUGUCUUCCACGCUCAAGAAACUCCUGAAUAAAACCAACAAGAAACUGGCAGAAUCCUAAAGGCCCCCUCUGGCCUGCUCUCAGGCUCUGUCUGCUCACGGAUGCUCUGGGUGUUCUGGAGACAGCUGGGCCAGGACUUUCAGGCCAUCGGACUUGCCCAGUCACAUCACUGCCUGUCUGCCCACUCCCUGUGGUUCCACUUCCUGGGAUCUGGAGGAUUUGAGAUAUCUUCCUAUGCUGAAGGGCAUUUGGCGUUUUUGUGAGAGCACUGUAUAAAGUCAACAAAAAUGAGUCUCUCCAGCACUUACUGGUCCACAUGGUGACUAAUCUGAAGAGCCUAUUGAAGUCUGGGAGGGGAGAUGGGUCAGUCUCUGCUGCAGGCUCCUCUGUACUUCCUAUCCCAUCUUAGACACAGUGGGGUAGGCAAUGGGAAGGACUGUAUAUAUAAGAGGGAGCUGAGGGAGCCGUCACAUCUCAGUGAACCCCAGCUCCAAGCUCUUCCUGCCUGCGCCAGCCAGGACCCAGAGUCAAACCCUGUCCCCAUGACUGAUCAAUUUGGUCCAAGGGCCUAUGGAUGCAUCUCUGUCUUGUCACUUUUUAUAAUCUGGACAUGCAUAAAAGGGUGUGUUUGCUUUUCUUCCAUCUGCUUGUGCAGCUGGGAGGGAGAUGCCAGGAGUGCCUUCAUUCAUCCCCCUCAGAUCUGCAGCUGGUGUGUGGGCACCAGGUGAAGGGGUCUUCUGGCUAGAGAUGUGGACUUGGGGGCCCUGGAUGGAAGGAAGGAGGCGCGAGACAGUUUAGGAGUGGCAGUGGUGAGCAAAGCCUGUACUGACAGGUUGACUUUGAUCCUGAUGGAGACCUUCAGGCUCUCUGGCUGGCUGGCCGGAGGGCUGGAAGAUGGGGCCCAGUUUCUCAGCUUUCUCUGCUAAUAUUGACACUGCCCUCUUUGUAAGUAAAAGAGAAAAUCCACUCAAGGGGCAGUUUGGGGUACAAAGUGUGUGUUAGGGCCAGUGGGAAAUGCUCUAGGCUAAUCACACCCCUCAGUUCUUUCAUGUUAUAUUUGGGAUUUUUUUUUUUUUUUUUUUUUUUUUUUUUGCCAAACUUACUGAACUUGGGACCCAGUUGACUGGUUUCCUGUUCGCCUGCUAUCAGCCAAGGCCUGGCUGCCCACUUUGUUUCUUGGCCUAUCAGAAAGAUCCUAGGGUCCUGGAGAAGGAAGGGUACCCACCCUUGUUUCCUGUGCCAGUCAUUAGCCCAUCAUCCCACGCCCUCCACCCUCUCCUGUCUGCCUGGCGUGGCCCUGUGGUUACAUAACUGCAUUCCUACUAACUACUUAAUAAAGUGCCUCUUGUACAGA